CGUCAAUACAGGGCGCCGCAAGUGCGGGCUACGUAGCGGUAGGGGAAGUAGCCCCGGCGGUGGCUGGGCUCGGCUGCCGGGCGAAGGUGGCGGUAGUCUUGGGCCCAGGGCUCGGCGGCACGGGCCUUCAGGUGAGGCCUGCUCUGUGUGAGCGGGGUGUCAUUCGUCCUGACGCCCGUUUCCACGGGCAGCGGCGUCUCGGCGGCCGGCAGUUGGAGCCUUCCCCUGGCAGAAGAUGCUGCCAAGUACUUCAGUGAGUUCUUCGAUGCAGGGGAAUGGAGUCUUGAAUUCCAGGGAUGCAGCGAGACACACGGCUGGAGCCAAGCGCUACAAGUACCUCAGAAGGCUUUUCCGAUUUCGCCAGAUGGACUUUGAGUUUGCCGCAUGGCAAAUGCUCUACCUGUUCACGUCUCCACAGAGAGUUUAUAGGAACUUUCAUUAUCGGAAGCAAACAAAGGAUCAGUGGGCCAGAGAUGACCCUGCUUUCUUGGUCCUCUUAAGUGUCUGGCUCUGUGUGUCCACCAUAGGAUUUGGCUUUGUGCUGGACAUGGGAUUUUUUGAGACAAUAAAGCUGCUCCUGUGGGUUGUAUUCAUAGAUUGUGUAGGUGUUGGCCUUCUGAUAUCAACUUUGAUGUGGUUCAUCUCCAACAAGUAUCUAGUGAAGCGGCAGAGCAGAGACUAUGAUGUGGAGUGGGGCUAUGCCUUUGAUGUGCAUCUGAAUGCAUUUUAUCCACUCCUAGUCAUUUUGCAUUUUAUCCAGCUCUUUUUCAUCAACCAUGUUAUCCUCACAGAUACAUUUAUUGGAUACUUAGUUGGAAAUACUUUAUGGUUGAUUGCUGUUGGCUAUUAUAUCUAUGUGACCUUCCUGGGAUACAGUGCGCUGCCGUUUUUGAAAAAGACAGUGAUCCUGCUCUAUCCAUUCGCACCUCUAGUUGUGCUGUACGGACUGUCGCUGGCACUGGGGUGGAACUUUACCCACAUGCUGUGUUCCUUCUACAAGUACAGAGUGAAAUGAAAGGUGACAACAGCACUGUAGCUGAACUGUCUGGUGUUGGAGAAGGGAUCUCUUCUUGUAAAGUCUGUAAAUUAUCUUUGUAGAUAUCUUAAAGAUGUAAAGUUUACAAAUUUGGAGUGAUACUAACACUAUUGUCCAGACCAUUCCUGAAAACUAAUUAAAUGUACAUUUCUAAUAUUUUAAAA
This is a messenger RNA of Microtus oregoni (creeping vole), 1200 nucleotides long. It is a transcript of the gene Unc50, whose product is annotated as unc-50 inner nuclear membrane RNA binding protein. The coding region runs from base 236 to 1015 and encodes 259 amino acids. The record is from RefSeq and is a predicted model, not a curated record. Gene Ontology annotation, cellular component: Golgi membrane. NCBI's taxonomy places the organism in Eukaryota, Metazoa, Chordata, Mammalia, Rodentia, Cricetidae. The transcript has 6 exons.